Molecule: messenger RNA, 2354 nt
Organism: Momordica charantia (bitter melon)
Lineage: Eukaryota; Viridiplantae; Streptophyta; Magnoliopsida; Cucurbitales; Cucurbitaceae
Gene: NAR1
Product: ferredoxin hydrogenase
Source: RefSeq, a predicted model, not a curated record
CAAAAAGAUUCUCCGCUGAUUCUGGAGCCAUUUGGCUGCCAUUCUACUACACGACACAGCCAAUCCGAUCGUCGUGAAGCGACUUCUGGGUACCACCACCGCUCUGUUUCACCCCCAUUUCCAUGGCCUAAUUCUCUCUUUUCUUCCCUUUUCGCCGUUUCUCCUCGUCCGUGGACCGUGCCCGGCACGUGCCUUUGCCGCCACACUCACCGGUUGACCGCCGACCAGCCGUUCUCCGAUCGGUUGGCCGUACUGGGUUCGCAUCCGCCGUCUUCUUCGCUUUCUCCGAUUUCCUUAAAACUAUCCUCCUAUAGGCUUCUUCGCGCUUACGCUGUUCCAAGUUUCUGAAAUUAGGAGAUGUCUGAGAAGUUCUCGGCAACUUUGAGGAUAGGGGAUCUGAAUGAUUUCAUAGCGCCUUCCCAGGCUUGUAUAGUUUCUCUCAAAGGGCUGAAAGCUACAACCACGAAGCCGGAUAAAGUUGAGGUUUCGGCUUCUAGGAAGCAAUUGAAAGCAGAACCAGUUAAAAUUUCACUGAAGGAUUGCUUAGCAUGCAGUGGUUGUGUAACAUCAGCAGAGACUGUCAUGCUGGAGAAGCAAAGUCUGGAUGAAUUUAUUUCAAACAUUAAUAAAAGAAAGGUUGUAAUUGUCUCAUUAUCUCCCCAAUCCAGAGCCUCACUUGCUGUCCAUUUUGGCAUCUCCCCACUGAAGGUUUUUAAGAAACUCACGACAUUUUUUAAGUCCAUUGGAGUAAAAGCUAUAUUUGAUACAAGUUGCAGUAGAGAUUUAACCUUAAUUGAAGCUUGUAAUGAGUUCAUAGCAAGGUAUAGACAAAGCCAGUCAGAAAAUGAAGAAAAAUGCAAAUCAUCCAUUCCUAUGAUCUCAUCAGCUUGCCCAGGAUGGAUAUGCUAUGCUGAGAAGCAACAUGGAUCCUACAUUUUGCCUUACAUAUCAUCAGUGAAGAGUCCUCAGCAAAUGAUUGGAUCAAUAAUUAAGCAUCAUAUAUGCCAAAAAUUGGGUAUUAGAUCAGACGAUGUGUACCAUGUUACUGUGAUGCCCUGUUAUGACAAGAAACUGGAGGCAGCCAGGGAGGACUUUGUUUUUCAGUUGGACUCAGUCAACAAAACUCGGGAGAAUGAGGCCUACAGAAUCACAGAAGUAGAUUCAGUAUUGACAUCUGGUGAAGUUCUAGAAUUGAUGCAGUUGAAAGAGGUGGACUUUAAUAGUCUAGAAGAAUCCCCCUUGGAUAGAAUGCUGACAAAUGUAAAUGAAGAAGGGCAGCUUUUUGGAGUUCGUGGAAGUUCUGGUGGUUAUGCAGAAACCAUUUUUCGGCAUGCUGCGAAGAUACUCUUUGGAAACGAAAGUGAAGUCCCUUUGGAAUUCAAAUCCAUCCGAAACUCAGAUUUUCAGGAGCUCACACUAGAGGUGGAAGGGAAGACUUUGUUGAAGUUUGCACUAUGCUAUGGAUUCCGAAACCUGCAAAAUGUUGUCCGAAAAAUCAAAACAGGAAAAUGCGAUUACCAUUUUCUGGAGAUCAUGGCUUGCCCUUCAGGUUGUCUGAAUGGAGGGGGCCAAAUUAAACCAAAGCCUGGACAAUCUCCCAAGGAUUUGAUCGAGUUAUUAGAAGCUGCUUAUCAGGAAAAUGUUUUAAUUAGAGAUCCUUUUGAGAACCCAGUGGUGAAAGAUAUAUACAAGGAGUGGCUGGAGCAGCCAGGUUCAGAGAAGGCAAAGAAGCAUAUGCACACUGAAUACCACCCAGUGGUAAAAAGCAUUACCGCCCAACUCCACAACUGGUAAAACAAAGUGCCACUCCUAACUUAUAGUUUUUUCUAAAACAAAAGUUGAAAAUUAGAUGAAUCAUACCGAAUGAGCCCGUAGCUUGUCGGCUUAGUGGAUGAGCUGAGUUUCAGUCCAUGCCACAAGUCUCAAGUUCGAGUCCCAAUCGGUAGAGAGGAAGAGACAAAAAAAUUAGAUGAAUCAUAAUAAUCACUUUGCCCCUUAUGGUUGCUGUGAUCACCUCACUCUGUGCUUCACUUCUGGAAAGAAAAUGCCCAAUUUUGAUAGUAGGAUUUAACACUUUGAUAUAUAGUUCAUUUUGUUCUUCUUCCCUCUCACCAUAGUAGGCCUCUGCUCUGCCAGUCUUCAUCAUGUACAUGAUCUGUAUCUAUGUUGUAAGAUAGAAGGAAAAUAAUAGGUUGUUAUUUUGCUUUUUCUUGUUAAAUUUUUAAUAAUCUGUGUAUUUCCUUGUGAUUCUUUUUCCCUAAGAAGAUAUUAAUGUCGUUUGGUGGAAGGUUACAUACCGAGAGAACAUUCUGUUUUAAAUGGUUGAAUGAGGUCACCACAAUGUGGCUAUUUUC